CUUUGUCCCUUUCUCAUCCCUCUAAAAGGGCUUUGCGGCAAUCACCAAGCAAAUAGUCACUUCUUUCGUUCUCCUGUUCAUGGUCACUUCUUUUCUACCUCAAGUUGCUUCCUUCCGCCCGACCCUCGCUGUGUUCCAAUUGUAGUAUCUCAUCAACAAACAUCACCCAAACUUCGGCGUUUGACAUACUAUUAUUGCCCAGCAUGUCGAACGCGGUUUAUCGCUUCGAAAUGUCCCCGAACAAUCGUGCAGGCUGCCAGAACUCCAAAUGCAAACAUGAAGGUGUGAAAAUUAUGAAAGGUGAAUUUCGUUUCGGUACUCAAGUAUUCAUCCAAGAGCACUACAGCUGGCAGUGGAAGCAUUGGUAAGGACAUCGCAAUCUCUCCCCUUGAUUCCACCGCUCAUAAUGGUCAGGGGAUGUGUCACACCAGUACAGAUUGCAAACCUACAAUCUCAAGUUGGCCCAUUGGAAGAUUUGGAUCUGGACAGUGACCUUCCCUCGAUUCUUGACGGCUAUGAUGAACUGAGCGUGGAAGCUCAAGAGAAGGUCAAGGAGGCGUUGGUUCAUGGUCACGUUGCGGAUGAAGACUGGAAAGGAGAGCCUGAGCUGAAUCGUCCCGGAAUGAAAGGCAUCAACAAGCGUACCCCCAAGAAGAAGAAGGCACCAGAUGCAGACGCAGACGGUGAGGCGGGAGCUCCUGGAGACGAUCAAUCACCAACAAAGCCCAAAGCCAAGAAGGGUAGGCCGAAGAAGGUCAAGGCUGAAGCGGCCGAAGACGACGAAGAGGUUCCGGCUCCGAAAAAGACACGUGGCCGCAAACGCAAGGCAUCUGCUGAAGACGAGUUGGAUGAGCCUGUUGAGAAACCGAAGAAAUCUCGUGCCAAAAAGGUCAAGGCUGAAGAGCAAGAGUCGUUGGAUUCUGAUGUUCCACUGAACGCAGCACCAGAAAAACCAGCUAAGAAGAAGGCGGCGCGAUCUAAGAAGGUCAAGAAAGAAGAGACGCCAGAUGAGGACGAUGAUGUCCCUGUUGCACCCAUAGCCACCAAGGCUGCAAAGUCAAAGGCAAAAGCAAAAAAGGUCAAGGCCGAAGAAGAAGAAGAAGAAGGGGACGACAUGGAUGAUCUGGAGCCCGAAGAAGAGGACGCAGACGACGUACCAGAGCCGCCAAAGAAGAAGAGGGGAAGACCUGGCCGUACCAGGAAAUGAUUUUGUCAACCAAAGUUGUUGUGUACGCCGAUUUCUACUACUACCUACCUAGGUAUGUCUGCAGUGUCGAAGGUGGCAGGGGUUUGUGACGAGCUAGCUACAAAGGUGCUCCGUGAGAUGCAAGCUGGCCCCCAUCAGACUGAUAAGAAGCCAAAAUUCAGUGGACUGAGAGAGUGUGUUUUUAUAGGCUUGAGAUUCCCUGUACUAUUAGUGUUUUCUACGUGCGUGGUGCCUCUUCAUAGAAGUGGUCGAGGCGACUCAUACUUUCUACUGCCAUCAAAAGGUACA
This is a messenger RNA of Exophiala oligosperma, 1495 nucleotides long. RefSeq lists its product as hypothetical. NCBI's taxonomy places the organism in Eukaryota, Fungi, Ascomycota, Eurotiomycetes, Chaetothyriales, Herpotrichiellaceae. The coding region runs from base 407 to 1207 and encodes 266 amino acids. The transcript is spliced from 3 exons. The record is from RefSeq and is a predicted model, not a curated record. Gene Ontology annotation, molecular function: DNA binding; zinc ion binding.